Messenger RNA from Helobdella robusta, 405 nucleotides. RefSeq lists its product as hypothetical. Gene Ontology annotation, cellular component: spindle microtubule; axoneme; DASH complex. Gene Ontology annotation, biological process: attachment of spindle microtubules to kinetochore; cilium-dependent cell motility; inner dynein arm assembly. NCBI's taxonomy places the organism in Eukaryota, Metazoa, Annelida, Clitellata, Rhynchobdellida, Glossiphoniidae. Bases 1 to 405 code for a protein of 134 amino acids. The transcript is spliced from 3 exons. The record is from RefSeq and is a predicted model, not a curated record.
AUGAGUAAAAAUUUGAGAGACGUGAACAAGGAAGUUGUUGAAGCACUAGGCUUUGAUGAUGGUUUCAAAAUCCCUGUUGCCAAUGAAGAAAAUCGAAAACUUGAAAACAUUUACCUUGACCUUCAAAACCAAGUAACAGUACUAAGAUCAGAAUUUAAUGAGCAAAAUGACAGGUUGGUUGACAUGCAGACCCACUACAAAAAUGUCAAAAAUGAAAUUUCUAACUGCCAGGCAUUGUUGCAGGCAAAAUCAAAUGAAUUAAACACAGAAAGUCAUUUCUCAAAAUUAAACGAAAGAGAAGUUGGCAAACUGCAGCAAGAAAUAACGAAACUUGAAAAGCAACUGAAAGACAUUAAGGAUAAGAAAAAUAUUUUAGAGGUAAUGAAAUUUUAUUUUAGAGUAUGA